AGAGCGGUGUUAGAGGAGCUGAUUGAGGAAGAUUUUAGUGAAUAAACUGAACAUUAGGCUGAAUUAUCUGAUUAAAAUGGGUCCGGUUGAGCUGCUGCACAUGUCGGUGUUUUCUCAGAGCUUCUCUCCAUGCGGCCGCUUCUUAGCAGCUGGUAAUAACUAUGGAGAAAUUGCACUGUUCAGUCUGUCAGCUGCUCUGAGUCCAGAUGCUACUAAGAUGAGUCACAAACCCGUUCUCACAUUCACUGCACACGAGGGUCCAGUGUUCUCCAUGCUCUCCACAGACACGCACCUUAUCAGUGCGGGCAACGGAGAGAUCAGCGCAUGGAGCUGGACAGAGCUCAGCAAAAAAAACGCUAAAGCAGUAUGGACAAAAAGACCCACGUACAAAUCAACUCUUGAAAUCCCAGAGAUCAACGCCAUGAUCAUCAAUCCAAAGGAAAACAGUCUGAUAGUUGGUGGAGGAGACAAUAACAUUCACAUCAUGGAUCUGGAGACCGGCACCUUUAAGUUGGUUCUGCAGGGUCACACAGACUACAUCCACUGUCUCUCGUUCAUGGAGAGAGACGAUCAGAUAUUUUCAGGUGGAGAAGACGGAGCGGUGAGAAUCUGGGACUCGCGGGCGGGCCGGGCCGUGCACUGCGUGGAGGUGUUUAAAUACGAGGAAUGCGCUCGCCCCCAGUUCGGGAAGUGGAUCAGCUGCCUGGCCACCGACUCCGAUUGGAUGGUUUGUGGCGGAGGCCCGUCGCUCUCGCUGUGGCAUCUCCGCUCCAUGUCUGCCACCUCCGUGUUCCCUCUGGCUGGCUGUCAGAGACAGGCUGCGUUUCACCAGGACCUGAUCCUGGCGGUUGGUGAGGGUUCGUGCGUGUCCCACUGUCUGCUGGGAGGUGAUGUGAAGGCUCAGAUCCCCUGCACAUCGCCGUCGCUCAACACGCUGGCCCUGAACCUCAACAGCACUGAACACAGAGUGAUGAGUGUAGCGGGCAGCAGUAACCAGAUUGAUGUCUUUACCAACAUCUCCUACAGAGCCUUCUCACUGUCCUUCUGAAUAUUUCACUCAUUCUUAAUGGCCACAAGAUAACAAAAAAAUCAUAUUUUGGGUACUGAACAUGUCUUGGCUGAUUGGUAAAAGCUUAUGUUCCUGAGAGGGCCAGUAAAGUAAACUUAGUGUUUCUUUUAUCACACUUAAACUGUGAAAAUCAUCCUUCAAUACAGCUGAUCUUUGUAAAGUAUUUUCCGUAACGAUUUGUAUAAUAA
Messenger RNA from Trichomycterus rosablanca, 1257 nucleotides. It is a transcript of the gene thoc6, whose product is annotated as THO complex 6. The record is from RefSeq and is a predicted model, not a curated record. The coding region runs from base 77 to 1048 and encodes 323 amino acids. Lineage: Eukaryota; Metazoa; Chordata; Actinopteri; Siluriformes; Trichomycteridae. Gene Ontology annotation, cellular component: transcription export complex; THO complex. The transcript has 13 exons. Gene Ontology annotation, biological process: mRNA export from nucleus. Gene Ontology annotation, molecular function: protein binding.